Pyricularia grisea is the source of this 1854-nucleotide messenger RNA. RefSeq lists its product as uncharacterized. Gene Ontology annotation, biological process: secondary metabolite biosynthetic process. Gene Ontology annotation, molecular function: flavin adenine dinucleotide binding; oxidoreductase activity, acting on CH-OH group of donors. The record is from RefSeq and is a predicted model, not a curated record. Lineage: Eukaryota; Fungi; Ascomycota; Sordariomycetes; Magnaporthales; Pyriculariaceae. The transcript is spliced from 10 exons. The coding region runs from base 1 to 1854 and encodes 617 amino acids.
AUGUUGAUUAACCGGGCCGCCCUGUUCCUGGGGCUGGCAUUGUUUUGUAUCCAGCAGGCCCUGAGCAUAAUCAUCCCCGUCGAUCGCGCUGCAACCGAGCUUCUUGAUACGUACGACUAUGUUAUUGUGGGCGGCGGCCUCUCGGGGCUGGUUGUUGGCAACAGACUGAGCGAAGACCCAAAUAUCACUGUACUCAUUCUGGAAGCAGGUGAAUUGGACAAUCGAACCGAAUAUACUACAUACCCAGCAUAUAUUGGCCGGAAAAUCACAAACGACAACGGCUGGACGCUCUACACGGCGCCACAGGAGCACUUAGACCAUAAAACUCGGCCAUAUCUCCAGGGCCGUGGGGUUGGAGGCGGUACGCUCAUCCACGGAAUGACCGAAACGUACACAAUGGGUCUUGAUGAAAAAAUGGCCAGCUCGCUAGGUAUUGAUCCCGACAUGUCCUUUCACGGAACAACUGGUCCUGUGGAGGUUUCUUUUCCUCGAUUUAUCUAUAACCAGAGCCAUGCCGUGUUAAGAGGCUACGAAGAACUCGGCCUGCAAAUACUCAAAGACAUGAAUACUGGAACCACUGCUGGCGUAGUCUUCAGUCCUUCCAGCAUGCAAGCCAUCAACCAAUCCAGAUGUGACGCCCGUGUCGCCUACCUCGAUCCAGUGAUGGAGCGACCGAACAUGCAUGUCGCCGUCGGCCAAAUGGCCACUCGGCUGUUGCUUGACGGCAGCACGCAAGGGCUCAUGAGCUCGACCCAGGAUCCGCCCACACUGAAGCACGUCAAGGAAGUGGAGUUCGUCCGGAAACGGGACUCAAAUUCGAAUCAUAUCCAUCACUCCAGAGUCUCUGCAGCUCGCGAGGUUAUCAUGGCAUCAGGCGCAAUCCACACCCCGAUGAUUUUGCAGGUCUCGGGGAUAGGCCCGGCCUCUGUGCUGCAAAAGUUGAACAUCACCGUACAGAUCGAGUUGCCAGGGGUAGGGAACAAUCUGCAGGACCACGGCAUGGUUGGAGAAAAUUACAACUAUAAUAACCCAAACAUAUUUACCAACAGAAAUCUCCACGGUGCAAGGCUAGCCGAGGCUGAGUUAGCAUACAGAGUGAAUCGAACCGCUGACGAGUCGAACAAAGGCCCUCUUACCGCCCCACUGAUAUCCAUCAUAGCUUUCCCGUCUCUUCAGGCACUCACAGCGGACUGGAAUACGCUGACGGGAAAGUACAUGCUGGAGGACUUCGACCGUUAUCUAGUCGACGACACACCGCCAAGCGUGCGACAAGGCUACACUAAACAGUCUCGGUUGCAACUCAACAUUCUACGCCAAUUCGACGAGCCUGCAUCAGAGAUCAUGGUUGACUCUACUGGCAGAUACACAGUCGCAAUCCAAAGCACCAUGUCGCGCGGCACUGUCCGUCCGAGUGGUCCAAACAUUCUCAAGGACAACAAACCGGUCAUUGACCCGCGAUAUUGCGCACACCCGCUUGACUGCGAGGUUGCAAUGCUAUCAUUUCGAAUGAAUGCUCGUCUGAUGAAAACCAAAUCGUUAAUGCAAGGGCUCUCGCCCUCGCCCUCAGAGCCAUUCGCAUCUGCAGACAAUGAAUUCGACCAAGAGAAUACGGCAAAGUUGAUGGACUUCAUCCAGCGUGGCUUAGGCACGGAAUUUCACCCUGCAGGGACAACGGCGAUGCUUCCAUUGGAAGACGGAGGUGUUGUGGACACGGAGUUGCGAGUUUACGGCACAACAAACCUGCGAGUCGUGGACGCUGGUAUAAUGCCGUUGCUACCAGCGGCGCAUAUCCAAGCUGCCGUAUAUGCGGUUGCUGAGAAGGCUGCCGACUUGAUCAAAACAGCCCAAGUAUGA